Messenger RNA from Rotaria sp. Silwood1, 723 nucleotides. The record is from the annotation of a GenBank genome assembly. Lineage: Eukaryota; Metazoa; Rotifera; Eurotatoria; Philodinida; Philodinidae.
AUGUCGUUCGAAGAAAUUGAUACAGAAGACAACGCUAAUUCACUAAGUGAAAUGAGCUCUUUGGAUGAUGAUCUUGAUAGAAUGCAUCUUGAAUCUGCAAGUUCCGACGAAGAAAUGACUGAUGACGAGGUAGACCCAAAAAUUUGGAAUGAAAUAGAAUCAACAUCGGAUGCAGAAUUCAUGGAAGAUCAUGGACUCAUCGAAGAAGUAACUUCUGCUUGGGAAGAUAAUACGGUCAAUCCUAUCGAUUGUUAUCGGCAUUUCAUCACAGACGAAAUUAUUGAUCUUAUGACUCGUAUUUUUACAGAAGUUGGAGAAUUGUGGAACAGUUUUACUAUCCCCCAUUUCAAUAUCUUUUAUCAAAGACGUACAAAUAGUAAAGGUGGUGUGGUGGUAGCGGUAGGAAAACAUCUUAAAGCAACACGAAUUGAUAUUAAAACAGAGAACACGGUGAUAGUAGAUAUUGAUGGUUUAACUGAACCAGUUAGGGUGAUCGGAGUUUAUUGGCCCCAUUGCCAAAAUCGAAAUUUAGAUGAAUUAUCACCCUUCAUAACAGGAAAAACGGUUCUAGCCAUGUGGCCGACUGUUGCAUUAUCAUGUAAUUAUUGCCAUUGUAAUGCAUUAUUUUGCGCAAUAAUGCGUUAUAAUGGCAAUAAUUACAUGAUAAUGCAACAGUCGGCUACAUGGAUAGCUGGAGAUUUUAAUGCUUCAGUUUAUGAAUAG